This is a messenger RNA of Aureobasidium melanogenum CBS 110374, 3756 nucleotides long. RefSeq lists its product as uncharacterized. The coding region runs from base 1 to 3756 and encodes 1251 amino acids. NCBI's taxonomy places the organism in Eukaryota, Fungi, Ascomycota, Dothideomycetes, Dothideales, Saccotheciaceae. The record is from RefSeq and is a predicted model, not a curated record. The transcript has 5 exons.
AUGGCGUCGCAUUCAGCAACAACAUCUCUCAGUCCCGCGGAUGAAAUAACGAUAGAUAGCUGUCACAAUCUGGUCUCCUCGGACGCCUCCGAAUUCAAUGAUCAUGCAUCGUCAGUCGCCAAAGGACACGAGAUCUCUGUCCAUCAACUUGCCGAAGAUGAGGAUUCAAAUCACCGUCCUGUCCAUCAUGUCCCUUGGGCACUGCGUCGGAAGCACUUGCUGUGUCUCAUGGUGAUGCUUGUUUCCAUGAUCAUCGCUUUGGAAGUCACACAAUACUUCUCAAUAAGAAAUCAAGGUCUGGCAACCACAACACAACAAAUACACUAUCUAUGGACUUAUGGGCCCACCGCUGUGUUCUCCGUUCUGGCAGUGUUUUGGGGAGCUCUCGAGUACCAAACAAAGAUCACCAUGCCUUGGAAACUGAUGGCAGGUAGCCCUCGAACCGCCAAAGAUACUCUGCUGCUGGACUAUAUUUCACCAAACCCGAUCGUAGUGCUCUGGAAGUCCAUGCGCGCGAAGCAUUGGCCCGUUUUGGUCUCGGUCUUUGGCUCUCAAUUGAUCAUCUUGGUCACCAUCAUCUCCACUGGCCUGUUUGUCUUGGAGUCUACGAUAGUCCAGCAGAAAGAAGUUCCAAUGACCGUGAGAAGAUUUGACGACACCAAUUUUGAUGCUUCUCUCGUUGAUGCACUGCCAGUGCUAGCUGUCUCGAGCAUCAUGUCGGGAAACAUCUCGGUUGCGUACCCGUCGCACACGAAUGAGUUCAUCGCGAUCGAACCAUUUGCACCUGUUCGAAACAUAUCUGGAUCCGAACUGUCUAAAGCUGCCAAUGUCAAUGUUUUCUUGGCGGGUCUAGAUUGUCACCUUGGUCAUGUUGCAAAUGUCACAAUGCUUGCCGAGGAUGACAACUGGCAGUUGGUGGCCAAUUUAUCGGACUCGAUCUGUACUACGAAUGUCGUUAACCUCGGGGCACGUUACGAUAGCGGUAAUGCCACUAUUGACGGGACCUGGAAGACUGUGGGUGCUGCAUCGCUACAAAGCUGUCAGGAAAGUGGUAGUGUGGGCUCGGGGUCAUUGGUACUUACCUUUGCACAAGCUAUCAAACCAAAGAAGAAACCUCCUGCCUUUUACGAGAAAGGUAAAACGGAACAGCUACCCAUGGGCUCAUUUGAGUUCAAUGCGACCGUGCUUUUCUGCACGCCGACAAACAACAUGGAGCAGGCUUUAGUGACCACUAACUCUUCCGAAGCUAUCCUCGAUGUGGCUGAUGGGCAUACCGGUUCGAUGCUCAAUCUGUCGUCGUGGGAUAUGGCGUUAGCCUUUAACAACUCCGUUUCUAGCGCGACCAGAUCUUUUACGAACAGGGAUGACCUCGACCUUGCAGCAGGUAUGGCGCCGUAUGACACAUACUUCAAGAUUUUACAGGCCAUAUCACCUGGGGAUACAGCAGACUAUCUGAAUCCCAACCUCCUCGAAGCAGAUUCUCGGCGCCUCUUCACCGCUGUCUGGGCUCAGAUUGCGAAUCAACACCUUCUGUCAAACACGACUCAAGUAGAUGUGGGCACGUAUCGUGUCAAUCAGCUUCGUCUUCUCCUCCGACCAGUCACAUCGUAUAUAAUGGAAGCUGGCAUGGUAGCACUUUUGAUAUGCGCGCUCGUCAUGCUCUUCAUCAGACCCAUAGUCCCAGAUCUGGAAGGAUUGCCAUCUCCAGGUCGCAUAGCCGCUAUACUAGCCCGGAGCAAAGACUUGCUGUCUACGUUCAAGCACACCGGUGUUCAGUCUAAGCAGCAUAUGGAGCAUUUGAUUUUACAACAUCGAUACACCAUGGACUCACAGCUCGACGGUAACACAGUGACUAUCAAAGAGCUUCGAUCAUUUCCCACAUCCGCGCUGCCAAGCAGAAGCAUAAAAUGGUGGCGACCUAUGGCCCUCUCGGUGUGGAUGCAGGUGCUUCUUCUGCUACUUCCACUCGCCGUUGUAAGCUCGCUGGAAAUUACUUAUCACAUUUCAGUAAAGCAUCAAGGACUGAGCGACGUUACAGAUCGCGGGUAUCUACACUACACAUGGACCGUCAUACCUGCUCUGAUCUUGACAAUCAUCAAAACUCUCGGUCAGUCUCUAGCUUUCUCUAUCGAGAUCUUGGACCCCUACCUGGUCUUAAAGGCAGGUAGCGGUACUGCAAAACAAACUCUGUUCCAUGACUACCUCUAUCAGACAUCUCUGUCUAGAUGCCUAAGCAGUGUUCGGUUCGGCAGAUGGGCAGUACUCAGCGUCUCGAUAUCAACACUACUCAGCCCAUUUCUCACGAUCGUCGUUAGUGGUUUAUUCGAGGGACAGCCUGUAGCCCAAUACCAGAGGCUAAAAACCGAUGCUGUAGAUCAUUUGACGAACUUUGACAAUAUCUCUUAUCAGAAUUGCGAGGAAUAUGGAUGGGAGCAGGCCACGCUGAAUGCCGCUAACCUGCUUAUCCAACAAGCGAUUCCAUUCCCGGAAGGGACCUUCGAUGAUUACAUCUACCCAUUGAUGACGGCUGUCCCUCAAAACACAAGCACGACAGGAGUGUUCAAUGCCUCGUCCAUGUUUGCCAUUACCCCAGGUUAUCAUCCCCACACGGUCUGCGAAGCUCUAGACCCUUCUGAGUUUCAGUACACGUUGCGCAACGAUGGAUCCAACGACGGUACCUAUUUGCCAAAUGGGGAGCCAUACUAUUACUUUCUCAACUUCACGCACCCCGCCUUCACGGGCUGUGAUUGUUCUUCACCACAAUACACCAGCACAUACUGCACCACAUCAGAUCUUUUAUCACUUGGUGUGAAAUUGGAUCCGAACACCACUGUCUUUCAAGAAACAAUGGACGUCGCAUAUGCCAUUCCGCUCGGCUGGAUGAAGUCAAAAGGAUGGCCUAAUUCCUCCGCGCUGGCUCACUCAAAUCGUCAGUGUCCUAAUAUAACCAUGAUUUAUGGCGAUUGGGAUCCACAGUCCAAUACCUCAGUGAAUCUAGGGGGCGUCGUAUGCUAUUACAACAUGGAAGAGGCCCAUCUCAACAUCUCAUAUGCACUUCCACAACAGACUGUGACUGCAAUUUCCUCUAUGAAUUCCUCACUUGUUCAGGCAGACCCUAGCUGCUGGCCCUUCAGCCUGUACAGCAUCAACGACUAUCUGGCAAACAAUGGAACAUCAUCGUUUGAUGGACUCUUCAUGACUGCCUUGAAUCGAAGUGACGAAAAGACGCUCUCUACUCCUGGCAAUGCCGAUGCCUUAGCAGGUCGAGUCAGCAAAAUCUACGAUACAUUCUUGGCCCAAUACUUCAGCCUCAACCUGCGCAACACCAACUUCACAACCGAAGUGUCUCACGUGCCGCUGACACUUGUUGACAAUAGCCGCCAACGCUUGUUCCAGAGUCGUGUUUCCACAAGCAUACUAGAAGGGUUACUUGGCAUCAUUUGGGUGUGCACAGUGAUUGCACUUGUCCUCUUUGACAGUAAAGAGCUGCUUCCGAAGGACCCCUGCAGUAUUGCAGCUCAGGCAAGUCUCUUUGCUGAUUCUGAUUUCAUCGAUAUGAUACCUCCUGGAGCGGAAUGCCUUUCUGACAAAGAGCUUGCUGAGACGACUCCCUUCAAAGACCAUCUGUUCAGUUUGGGGUGGUGGGAGAAGGAAGGUGAAGCGGAAAAGACUUUUGGUAUUGAUAUUGGUCAGGCUGUCUCUAUGGGUCAAGGGGAUACACGGUGGACAUGGAUCAAGAGAUUGCUUGGAGUGUAA